UUCUAUACAAAUUUCAAGAAAGGAGAGGAAGACGAAGUAGUACUGAAGAGAGAGAGAGAGAGGAGAAUGGCGAACAAGGCACUGGGACCGACGGGAGAGUUCUUCAGGAGGAGGGACGAGUGGAGGAAGCACCCGAGGCUGACGAAUCAGCUGCGCCACGCCACUCCUGGCCUCGGCAUCGCCCUCGUCGCCUUCGGCGUCUACCUCGUCGGCGAGCAGGUCUACAACAGGCUCUAUGCCCCCUCCUCUUCUUCCCACCACCACCACUCUGCUCCAUCUACUUCCUCUGCUGCUUCUCACUGAAGAUGAGCGAUUGGUGAAGGGAAGGAAGCCUGGGCCUCUUGUAUUUCAGCAUUCCUCUUUCCGACUUGGUGUUUAGUAAUAAAAGGUUUCAAAAUGGACAUGGAACUGAAAGCAUGUUAUUUUUAUUGUAUUUCAUUAGUUGGAAUGUGGAACUUAUAGCAAAGCUGCUAUGUAGAUCUUUAAAAUACUGUCCCUUUAUGUUUCUAUUCACUAUCCAUACACUUGAUGGCCCAA
Alnus glutinosa is the source of this 537-nucleotide messenger RNA. Its product is annotated as NADH dehydrogenase [ubiquinone] 1 beta subcomplex subunit 3-B-like. NCBI's taxonomy places the organism in Eukaryota, Viridiplantae, Streptophyta, Magnoliopsida, Fagales, Betulaceae. Gene Ontology annotation, cellular component: mitochondrion. The coding region runs from base 67 to 303 and encodes 78 amino acids. The record is from RefSeq and is a predicted model, not a curated record. Gene Ontology annotation, biological process: mitochondrial respiratory chain complex I assembly; electron transport chain. The transcript is spliced from 2 exons.